Molecule: messenger RNA, 1200 nt
Organism: Paramecium sonneborni
Lineage: Eukaryota; Ciliophora; Oligohymenophorea; Peniculida; Parameciidae
Source: the annotation of a GenBank genome assembly
AUUCUAUAAAAAAUGAGUUGGAAAGUAAAUGUGUUUAUAUAAUUAAGAUUAAAGAAUCCAUACCAAGAGUUAAAUUAACACAUUUAACUAAAACUAAUAUUAUUGAUGUAUGGUCUCAUAAUUUCAUGGCUGAAAUCACAGAAAUAGCAUCUCUUAUUGAAGAAUUUAAUGUCAUAUCAUUAGUAUUAUGAUAAGAAUCAUUUUAGGAUACAGAAUUUCCAGGAACAGAGUAUGAUCAACCAGAAAAUGAUGAUAAAGUGAGUUGAAUCUAGAUAUAAUAGGAUUAUGAAUAUUAAUAAUUAGUAAGAAAUGUUUAAAAAUAUAAACUCAUUCAACUUGGAAUUAGUAUAUCAAAUGAAGCUGGUGAAGUACCUUUGGUUAAAAAUACUUGGCAAUUUCAUUUUAAAUUUAAUGCAUAGUAUUUGAUCAUGUAAUAAUAUUUAGACAUGAUUAAUUAAUGAAUCCUGUGAAAAUUAUGUUAGAAUAAGCAGGAAUAAGAUUCGAUGAUUUAGCAUCUAAAGGAAUUGAUUAUGUAGAAUUCUGCGAAGUAGUAACUGGAAGUGGUAUUAAUAUGAUUAAAAAUAAGGAAUUAUUUUAAAUGAUGAAAUUAAAUAUGUUGUGUUUCAUGGAGAAUUUGAUUUUGGAUAUUUAUUACAUUUAUUUCAUCAUUCAGGAAUUCCUGAUACUUAAGAAGAAUUCUAUAAAAUGAUGAAAUUGUAUUUUCCAUCCAUUUAUGAUUUGAAAUAUAUUCUUAAAGAUAAUCAAAAAUAUAAAGAUGCUGGAUUAAGUAGAUUAGCAACAAAAGUUGAAGUUACUCGUAUUGGUCCUGAACAUUAAGCAGGAUCAGAUGCUCUACUAACAUUAUAAUGUUAUUAUCAAUUAAAAUUUUGUUUUCCAGAUUUGUAAAGUGAUUUUGAUAAAAAUAUGAAUAUCAUAUAUGGUAUUGGAAAAGGUUAUGUACCAAAUAAGUAUUUUUAAUUUUUAUAUUUUAGUCGACGUAAAACUUAUGCUUCAACUUCAUAGACUCCAGAUCCAAAUUUAUAAGUUAAUACUAUGGAUUAAUAAUAUUACUACAAUCAAAAUUUUUAAUAUGAUGAACUUCAAACUUCUUAUUAUCAAUAUGGAUAAUAAUAUGUGAAUUUCAACUAUUUCCAAUAUUAAAUGCAUGAACCUGAUUAAUCCAAAAGAAAAGGUUAUUGA